Camelina sativa (false flax) is the source of this 183-nucleotide messenger RNA. The record is from RefSeq and is a predicted model, not a curated record. Lineage: Eukaryota; Viridiplantae; Streptophyta; Magnoliopsida; Brassicales; Brassicaceae.
GUCGGGCACACUGAGGAUUUCGCACCUACUUCUCCGGGUAACAGCCCGGGUAUUGGUCAUAAGAUGAAGGAGGAUAAAGAAAAUGUUGAAAGAUUUAAAGAUGACUUUAAACCUACGACACCAGGACAUAGUCCCGGCGUUGGACAUUCUGUCAAGAACAAUGAGCCUAAUGUUUAGAAAAGG